Dipodomys spectabilis (banner-tailed kangaroo rat) is the source of this 3650-nucleotide messenger RNA. It is a transcript of the gene Bace1, whose product is annotated as beta-secretase 1. Gene Ontology annotation, biological process: amyloid-beta metabolic process; membrane protein ectodomain proteolysis. Gene Ontology annotation, cellular component: endosome; membrane; trans-Golgi network. NCBI's taxonomy places the organism in Eukaryota, Metazoa, Chordata, Mammalia, Rodentia, Heteromyidae. Gene Ontology annotation, molecular function: aspartic-type endopeptidase activity. The transcript is spliced from 9 exons. The record is from RefSeq and is a predicted model, not a curated record. The coding region runs from base 118 to 1623 and encodes 501 amino acids.
UGGGGGUCCCGAUGCCUCCGGGCCCCCUCUCCUGAGACCAGCCACCAGCGCCCGCACUCGGGGCAGGCGACAGGGACGAUCGUGGGCCGGAGAGCGCCCAGAAGGCCCGGGCCCACCAUGGCCCCGGCCCUGCCCUGGCUCCUGCUGUGGGUGGGCUGGGGCGUGCUGCCUGCGCACGGCACCCAGCGGGGCAUCCGGCUGCCCCUGCGCAGCGGCCUGGCCGGGGCUCCGCUCGGGCUGCGGCUGCCCCGGGACACCGACGAGGAGCCCGAGGAGCCCGGGCCGAGGGGCAGCUUUGUGGAGAUGGUGGACAACCUGAGGGGCAAGUCUGGCCAAGGCUACUACGUGGAGAUGACCGUGGGCAGCCCCCCGCAGACGCUCAACAUCCUGGUGGACACAGGCAGCAGUAACUUUGCAGUGGGCGCAGCCCCUCACCCUUUCCUGCAUCGCUACUACCAGAGACAGUUGUCCAGCACAUACAGGGAUCUCCGGAAGGGUGUCUAUGUGCCCUACACCCAAGGAAAGUGGGAGGGAGAGCUGGGCACCGACCUGGUGAGCAUCCCUCAUGGUCCCAACGUCACUGUGCGUGCCAACAUCGCUGCCAUCACUGAAUCGGAUAAGUUCUUCAUCAAUGGCUCCAACUGGGAAGGCAUCCUGGGACUGGCCUAUGCUGAGAUUGCCAGGCCUGAUGACUCCCUGGAGCCCUUUUUUGACUCCUUGGUAAAGCAAACCCACGUUCCCAACCUCUUCUCCCUGCAGCUCUGUGGCGCAGGCUUCCCACUCAACCAGUCUGAGGUGCUGGCUUCAGUCGGAGGGAGCAUGAUCAUCGGGGGCAUUGACCAUUCACUGUACACGGGGAGUCUCUGGUACACACCCAUCCGGCGGGAAUGGUAUUAUGAGGUGAUCAUUGUACGGGUAGAAAUCAAUGGACAAGACCUGAAAAUGGACUGCAAGGAGUACAACUAUGACAAGAGCAUUGUGGACAGUGGUACCACCAACCUUCGUUUGCCCAAGAAAGUGUUUGAAGCUGCAGUCAAGUCCAUCAAGGCAGCCUCCUCGACAGAGAAGUUCCCAGAUGGGUUUUGGCUAGGGGAGCAGCUGGUAUGCUGGCAAGCAGGCACCACGCCUUGGAACAUCUUCCCGGUCAUCUCACUCUACCUCAUGGGUGAGGUCACCAAUCAGUCCUUCCGCAUCACCAUCCUUCCACAGCAAUACCUGCGGCCAGUGGAAGAUGUGGCCACGUCCCAAGACGACUGUUACAAGUUUGCCAUCUCACAGUCAUCUACAGGCACUGUCAUGGGGGCCGUCAUCAUGGAGGGCUUCUAUGUUGUCUUUGAUCGGGCCCGAAAACGAAUUGGCUUUGCAGUCAGUGCUUGCCAUGUGCACGAUGAGUUCAGGACAGCGGCGGUUGAAGGCCCUUUUGUCACCCCUGACAUGGAAGACUGUGGCUACAACAUUCCACAGACAGAUGAGUCAACCCUCAUGACCAUAGCCUAUGUCAUGGCUGCCAUCUGUGCCCUCUUCAUGCUGCCACUCUGCCUCAUGGUGUGCCAGUGGCGUUGCCUCCGCUGCUUGCGCCAUCAGCACGAUGACUUUGCUGAUGACAUCUCCCUGCUGAAGUGAGGAGGCCCGAAGGUGGAAGACAGAAAUCGCCCAGGACCACAUCUGGGUGGUUCGCCUUGGUCACAAGUCAGGGAGACACAGGUGGCCCUAAGGACCCUCAACCACCCACCAAAUGCCUCUGCCUUGAGGGAAGAAAAGGGCCACAGGGGGAUUCCAGGGCUUGCACCUGUAGGAAACGGAAGGGAAGCAGCAGCACACUGCUAGCGGGAAUGCUUUCGGUCACCUCAAACUCCACUUGGGAAAUUCUGCUGCUUAAACUUUUAGUGCUGAACUUUUGCCCACCAUCCCUUUAGGUUUUCCAACCCAAAGUGUUCUUUCCUUAUGUCUGGAAGUACUUGCAUCGUGCCCAGGCCAUCCUAGUGUCUCUGUGGUACCCUGGCAGAGAGAGGGCCAACUUCAUUUUUCUGCUGACCUAAGUGAAAAGAUGCAGUUUGAUAUUUGUUUUAGAGAUAGGGCCUGCAGAAAUAAGCCUACACUGGUGCAAAGACUGUUCCUGAAUUAAACAAAGAACAAUGGGAUGGAAUAUUUGUACUUAUGGGGGUGGUCAGAAAGAAAAGCUGGAGGCAUGGCUCAGUGGUAGAGCACCUGCCUAGCAAGUGGAAUUCUAACAGUUACCACCACCACCACCACCACCCCCCCAAAAAAAAAUAAAAGGAGAAAGGAGAAUAGAAUAAAAAAGACAAGAAGCAGUUGAAAUGAAAAGCUAGAAAAGGCAGGAACACAACAAUUGCCAACCCCAGUUUUAGACCUCAUCUCCAAGACACAACUCCACCUCCUAAGAUGGUGUGGUUCCCCCAGUGUUUAGUGGUAGAAGUGAGAUGGGAAGAAGGCUGACACAAGCCAAAGAGAUCUCUUCAGUGAAAAGUACCCACAAGGAAGUUCACAUAAAUGAAUUCCUACCCUAUUAAUCCCACUUGUCUCUGCUUACACCCUUCCUUUCAGGUAUGAUAGUGGCAUUGAGACAUCCCAACCACCAGAGCCCAGUUCCCUGUAGGAGAGCACUUGGAAUGUAGCAGGGCAGGGCGGACACUGUCUUCCUGAUCAAAGGCUCACUCCCCCCACCCCCCCCCCCCCAAAUGAUGGCUCUUGAGCUUUGUAGCCGAGGUGCUAAAGCUAUAGAAAGGAGGCCUUUCCUACCUAAUCCUAGUGAACCUUGAAGAUUCAUUCAACAGGUACAGGGUUCAUACCUAUAACCUCUACCUGGAUUUCUUCUGAUUAGUGGUACCAAGUGGUAAGACCUUUAACCCAGUACUGAGCAGUUUCACUGCUUUCUCUCCCUAAUGGCCCUACAUUUAUUUGGCUUAUGCAUUCACACACUGACUAGUAUUGCACCAUGAAUGUACAGAAUAGAAGGCUUUCUCCCUUGGUCUUCAAUAUCAAGGGGACUUGGAGUAAGAACAGGAGCCUCAAAAAGCUUCCUGUUUUCCUUCUCCAUCUUUCCCCACUGAAGGCCACCCUCUUCCCCUAUCCUGUUCUCUGUUCCCCACUCCCAGUAGUACAUGGGUACCCAGGCUGGUUCUUGGGCAAGGUCGUGGGGCCACGUUCACUUCCUCUGUCAGUUCAAAUACCAUGGUUCGUGUGAGUGGGAAGGUAGCUGUUGCAUAGCCUGUUCCUAUCUGGUCUGCACAAUGCUUCCAGGUAGGGCACCUGCCAAGGCAGAGGGAAAUGUAAGGAGGGCCUCUGGAGUUGCUGGUCUGAGCCAGCUGCCCACAAGCCAUAAACCAAUAAAACAAGAAUACUGAGUCACAGUUUUUAUCCGGUUCUCUUCAUUCCCACUGCACUUGGUGCUGCUUGACUGAUUGGGAACUCCCCAUGACUCUAAAAACGAACAGGAAGACUGAAAACUUGUCCACUUCCAGUUCAGACUUACAGUGUAAAUCACCUAGAACUGCUGCAGGAAGAAAAUGACACAUUCUGCUUUAUAGUUCAUACCUAUGUCGGAGAAAACUGGCUCUUUCCAGGCAUAAAUCUCAACCUAAACAUUAGUAACUCUUGUUGAUCUAUUGUUUGUGACUUGUUUUGUUCUU